CGCUGCAGUAUUUUUGCGUCUCCUUUGAGAGUUGUUCGUCUGGUUUUCUUUUACUUUCCUUCCUCUAGAAAAACUUGUAAACAGUGGAUUUGUCGACGGUGUCUUGUAAAAGGGGCACAACAGAAUGCCAAAGAAAAAGAAAAACGGACUGAGUCCCUCCCGAGCCCCGAUGCAGGCGGCUGAGUACGGGAGCGGUUCCGAGAGUCGAGCACACGGAGCAAAUGGAUCUUUUGUGACCCGGGCGGACUCAUCAUAUAAUAACUUUGGGUCCGUGCAGUCCAGGAGUGGUCAGUUGGAAUCUCAAAGGCGAGACGAAAUCAUCCAGAGCAUGCAGGAGAUGUUUUCACAUCUGGAUCCAGAAGUCAUUUACAUGGUACUCUCAGAAGCAGAUUUUAAAGUGGACAAUGCAAUGGAUUCUCUUUUGGAGCUGUCAGAUGCUGCUGAGGGCAUAGUCCCACCCCCUCCUCCUGUCUCAGGGUUUGAGCAAGCUGCUGCUCUCCUGGGUACUAACACCACUCAGACAGACCUCCUCAGUGGAACGGCAGAGAGCUUUGCCUUUUCAAACCAGCCUGCAUCUCAGCCGGAGCUCAGUCCUGGUGAAACACACCUGACAGAAGAGUUUGAUGCCCUCAUUGAUCAGGAACUUGAGACUUUGUCGUCACAGCAGACACAAGCUAGCUCCCAUCCUUCAAUGUCCUCCAUACCUCUCUCUUCUCUACCCCCUCCUUCUCAAUCAAUCCCUCGCUCCUUGCUGCCUCUUACAUCCCAGACUCAGCUUCCAUCUCCUCAGACCUUACCAGAGCAUUUUGAGCAGGCCUCUAACUCUGACCCCAGGCUCAAUGAGGCCCGUGGCGGUACUUCACCUGUGAGUGAAUUAAGUUUCGGUGGGGUCCAUAUCCCAGAGACGAAAACCAUAUCUCUUGACUUCAGUCACCUAACAGUGGAGGCCAGUUCUACUGAACCACGACCCUCUGCCUUUCAGGUUUACCGUAGACCUGACCAACUCUGUAACCACACAGCGGCAAUGCGGCGUCAAGAAACACUCAGCACACCUGCCAUGUUCUGGAACACUCAGGCUGCUGAGUUUCAUCCCCGCGCUAUGGGACCAUCCUUCAUUACACCUGUCAUUCCUAACCCCACCCCUUGGAGCACUAACCCCAUUACUGCUGCUCAGUGGUUGGCUCAAGGACCUAUCAGACAAGCACCUCUGAAGCCUUCUGCAACUGUACCGAAGUCAUGGACUCUACCCGCUAGAAACAGACUCAAAUUGGAAGGGCAGGUGUUGGUGUUACUUAGAGGGGCUCCUGGAUCAGGCAAAACCACCCUUGCCAAUGCUAUGUUGGCACAGAAUCCUAGAGGGGUUGUAUUGAGCACUGAUGAGUAUUUCACUCGAAAUGGAGAGUACCAAUUUGAACCAAAUUUACUAGGAGAGGCCCAUGAGUGGAAUCACCAGAGAGCAAAAGAUGCUUUUGAAAAAGACCAGUCACCCAUCAUAAUAGACAACACCAAUAUGCAAUGUUGGGAGAUGAAACCAUACGUUGCCAUGGCACUGAAACAUGGGUAUAAGGUGCUGUUUCGUGAGCCAGAUACCUGGUGGAAAACUAAACCUAGAGAGCUGGAGAAGCGCACAAGGCACCAAGUAACAAAGGAUAAGAUCCGACGCAUAUUAGAACGGUAUGACCGAUUUGUCUCUGUCCAGAGCAUCAUGAAUUCACAAAGACCAGAACCAGUGCCAAGUGUUGUGGAUUUGACCCAAACAGAGACUGAGCAAACACAACAAUCUUUACCCCCUGGCCUCAGUCAUCCUGAUCUUGUUGGUGACUCUGGGUUGAGCAAACUGAACACACAUCUUUCCUCAUCUCUGCCCGAUGUGUCCUCUGUUAGGCAGACUUGCAGUAUCGUUUCUGCAGGUGAGGAAGAAGGUGAAAUAGUCUCCUACAGUUCCAAGGAGUCUAUAUUUUUGCAUGAGAACAUUCUGGAAGGGUCUGGAACACCUCAGUCUGAUCUGAUUGAUGCUGAAGGGUUAGAUUUGGAGCUAGAUCUUCUGGACACAGAAAAAAACUUGGGAAAUUUGAGUAGCGGGAAAACUGAAGAAUUAGUUGAGUCAGCACACGAGAAGUUUUCGGAGCUGCCUGUGGCAUUUUCAGAGUCCAUUGCUCAGCGUGUCAGGAGGGACAGAGUGAAUUGUAGACAUGCCCUUGGAACAAGUGAACCUGCGAACUUUGACCCCAGCGUUGACUCUCCAGGGCAAGAUAAGGAGGGAGGAUGUGAAGGUGAGUCUCCUUCUGAGGACAAAGUAGUGAGGCCAGAGCUGUUGGAUUUUGUGGGGGACUGGCCACUGGAAUCUCAAGGUCAACGUCAGGGAAGACGUCAGAAUUUAAUGGAUAAAACUGUUAAGAACACUGUUUUGGAAUCCAGUGUUGUUGAACACAAAGAUAACACUUCUUCCGAUGAAGAGAAGCAUUCUGACACUGACAAGCAGAAUGCAGUUGAAUUUCAAAAACUUGUAGAUCUUCUGCAAGGUGGAAGAAACUCUCCAGGUUUUUACCAAGAUCCAACUCCAACUAAACUGACUACUCUACAUUCCCCUUCCUUCUAUGAAAAACAGGGUAACUUGAACCUAGAUAAUGUGAUUUGCCCUGAACUCCCUGACUGUGUGCUGGGAAGGAUGUUCUCUGAGUGCACUGACCCAAGAAAGGAUUACUCUGAUUCACCAAGUACAUCAAAACAGAGAGUAGACCCAGUUGAGCAGUUUAGUAAAGAGUCUGCUGAGAAGAGCACACAGGAGGAGGCUGAGCAAGAGGACAAUGUAGCAUCAGAGGAGAAAUGCAGAAUCAGCCCAAAUGUCCAAGAUACUCUGUGUUCAAAGGUUGCCAUAGACUCAGAGAGCAGUCUGGAGAGACGGAGAGGUCUUAGCCGAAGAGUGGGGAAAUCUUGUAAAUUGGCACUUACCUUCACCAAUCAAAACCCUUCGUCACCCUGCUCACAGUCUCCAGUUAUUUUGCAUCUGCCCUCUGAUCUUCCACCUACGGGGGAAACACCUUCAUUGCCCAUGGUGUCAUGUCCCAGUGCCUCAGCCCAAACAAACCCUCAGGACUUUGCUUUGCUUUGGCGAAUUGACCAGCUGAAAUGUUCUGAAUUAUCUUUGGACUUAUCUAGUAGUAGUAUGUUUGUUUUGGAGGGGAACUCUUUGCGUUUCACCCCAAAAACAAACGAAGAGGAGUCUGCCUACCAGCAGAGAGUGCCGUACCGUGUGGUCCAUGAGAAAGGUUCUCAAGUGGAAGAGAAUGACUUUAAAGAAUCCCACUCUAAACAACAAAACCUUGAGAUUCUGAGCCGCCAUUUCAGACGCGUUUCCAUUGAUAUUCUGGAGGACCUUUAUGAGAAGUGCCAUCAAGAUAUGGAGUGGACAACUAACUUGUUGCUAGAUUCUGGAGAACAGCUGUAUAAAGAUGAUGAGGAUGACGAAGUUACCUUGGGGCCUUUGGUUCUUGAGAAAGAGUCAUGUGAACCAUCUAUAGAUCUGUCAAAAACUGUGAUAGGCCCCAAAAGUGACCAGGCUAGAGCUGUGUGCUCUGAUGACUCCAGCAACAGUUCAGCAAGUAGCAUCAGUCCCAAGUCCCAAGAAACUAACCUUAGUGACGUUAGCCAAGCUGAUGAUGAUUGGAGCCCAGGUCAGAGUUCACAAAGUGAAGCUGAAGGAUCUGAUGAAGCCAGCAUGACAAAGGAGAUAUGUGAGCCUGAACCUUCCUUUGGAUUAUUAAAGCAGCUGACAGAAGACACUAAAGUACAACUGGAGGUUCCAGCAGCUAAUGAACAACAGCCAGACAAAACAGGUCUGCAAGGUCCAGGGCAACAAGAGAUAUUAGUGACACAAAGUGAGCAAGUUGUUCAAUGCCUGGAGGGAGCAUUGAAGGAAUGGCAUGAAGAGGUGGGAGGAGAGAAAUUAAAGGAGGAUGAAGAGACAAAAGCAGAGGUGAAUGCCAUAACACAGUUACUACUGCAUCAGGUUGACGAAAUGGAGCGCAAAGAGAAAGAGGAGAGGAAGGAACUAGAAAACGAGAAAAAGAGAACUGGACAGGGGAGAAGAGAACCAAGUUCAAUGGACAUACAAUCACUGGAGCUGAAACUUCCAACUGAACUUGCAUUGCAGCUUACUGAACUUUUUGGACCUGUUGGGGUCAGUCCAGGUGCGUUUUCAUCAGAUGACUGUGCAGUGCAAAUAGACCUGAACUUGGCCAAACUUCUGCACCAAAAAUGGAAAGAGACUAUUCAAGAGAAACACAGGCAGGCAGCUCUGUCCUAUCAGCUAAUGCACGAGAGUUCCGUCCAAUGGGGUGAAUCGCAGGGAAACAAAACCAGGCUGAGGGACCAAUUAGGUUUGCAUGAAGAAAUUCCUUUUAUGGAUCACUGGACUGCAUCUUCUGCUCCUGUCUCACUGAGGGACAUCAUGAUUGAAGAGCAGGUCAUGCAAGACAGCAUGGAGAAGUCCAGGUCAAGUCGGAGGGACCUGGAUAAGAAAGAUGGUGCAGCCAAGUUAAAGGAGAACCAGCUGUUUUCCACGUUUCCCACCAUAGACCGACAUUUCCUCAGGGAUAUCUUCAGAGAUCACAAUUACUGUCUGGAGCAGACUGAACAGUUUAUGCAUUCUUUGUUGGAUGACGGGCCAGUCAAAAAUGUAGUGGCUCCUGAACCUGCCCCUCAGCGCAGUGGUGCGCACAGAGCUUCAAGCAAAGAGCGGAGAUGGAAACCGAAAGAUGGGGAGGUGGAAGCAGCUCAAUUCCAGGAUUCGGAGGAUCCGGAAUAUGAGGACUUCCGCACAGAGGCAACAGUGCAGAAACGUCAGCAAAUAGAGUGUUUUAACAAGGCAGCUGAAGCCCAUCGACAAGGACGCAAGGACGUGGCUAGUUUCUACGCACAACAGGGUCACAUGCAUGGAGAGAAGAUGCGUGAAGCUAACCACCGAGCAGCCAUGCAGAUAUUCCAGCGAGUGAACGCUUCACUCCUGCCUCAGAAUAUUCUAGAUCUCCAUGGACUGCAUGUGGAUGAGGCCCUUUAUCAUCUCAGUCAUGUGCUCACUGAAAAGAAUUUGGAAUGCCGUCAGGGUUUGUGUCGGCCUCAGCUGUCAAUCAUCACGGGAAGAGGCAAUCACAGCCAAGGGGGAGUGGCACGUAUCAGACCUGCCGUACUAGACUACCUCAAAAACCAACACUACAGUUAUACUGAGCCUAAGACCGGAUUGGUGCUGGUCACACUUCAUUGAAAGAGUUUACUUUUAGAUAUCUCUCUUUCCACUGCCUUAAUUCAAAACGUCUUCUCUGGGGACUAAUAGUGCCAGUAAUUAUAAUGUUCUUUUGUCUUUUAACUACAUACAUCUUUAUUUUGUUUCAGUAAUUGUGCAGUUUAUCUAAGACAUAAAAAUAUCAAGGUACUACAUAUUUACAAUGUUUUAUUUAAUUGACCUGUAUAUACAUAUUAUACUUUAUUGAAGGUUUAUUGAUGCUCCCUUAUGAGGCCAUUAAGGUUUAACUGAUCCCUAAUGACUACAUUUUUACGUAAUUAGUUUAAUAUUAAUAGAUGUUUGAUAUUUUAUUAUUGCAUAUUGUUUUGUUCCAUACUCUUGCUUUGUGUAGUGCCACAUCAGUUUUAUAAGAUCCAGCUUGUUGUGUUCAGAGUAGUGGGGAUGUCACAGGAUGGCUUAUUCUCUUCAGUGUUGAUGUAUAUAGAAAUAUAGAGUUUCUGGAAAUAUAAAUGCUGAUUCUCAAUCAGCUUUGCAUUUUAGUUUGUUUGUGAGCAGCUUGAACAGAUAUGUGAUCCUAGAUCAAAAUGACAUUUUAUGUCACUUUGCAGUGUUGGUUUUUGAGUUUUAGCUAAGCUUUGUUUUUAUAUUUCCAGUUUAAAAUGUUGAUGCUGCACAUAUUUUAUAGACAUCUUAAUGCUGCUAUGCAAAUCACAAUUCUUAUGUGUGAGAAUUUGUUCUGAAAACUAUUUUUGUGAAAUUGUAUAUUUUGAACCUCCAAACAGAUUUUAUAUGUAAACUUUUGUUUUAUUUUUGUUAUUCUAAAUUAUGGUUGGGAAAAAAAGCUGAAGAGAAGAAUAAAGACUUAACAUGUACAA
Ctenopharyngodon idella (grass carp) is the source of this 6117-nucleotide messenger RNA. RefSeq names its product NEDD4 binding protein 2 (gene n4bp2). Lineage: Eukaryota; Metazoa; Chordata; Actinopteri; Cypriniformes; Xenocyprididae. Gene Ontology annotation, molecular function: ubiquitin binding. The record is from RefSeq and is a predicted model, not a curated record. The coding region runs from base 125 to 5263 and encodes 1712 amino acids. The transcript is spliced from 16 exons.